This is a messenger RNA of Siniperca chuatsi (mandarin fish), 7694 nucleotides long. It is a transcript of the gene cnot3b, whose product is annotated as CCR4-NOT transcription complex, subunit 3b. The transcript is spliced from 20 exons. Lineage: Eukaryota; Metazoa; Chordata; Actinopteri; Centrarchiformes; Sinipercidae. Gene Ontology annotation, cellular component: nucleus; CCR4-NOT core complex; P-body. Bases 333 to 3149 code for a protein of 938 amino acids. Gene Ontology annotation, biological process: regulation of DNA-templated transcription; regulation of stem cell population maintenance; nuclear-transcribed mRNA poly(A) tail shortening. The record is from RefSeq and is a predicted model, not a curated record.
GACUCCUGUCCAACAGGGCAUCGGAGGAGGAGGUGUUCCUGGUAGCCAUCUUGGAUGUGCGGAGUGAUUGUUUAGCGAGAAGAAUUGACACAUUUUUUUUAGAAAAAUAGCCUAUAUACUGAAUCGUUGCAGAUUUACCGGAGUGGGACGACUGAGGAAAGACAUCGUAGCUCGGAAAAAUACAGAGUAACAUCUCCAGUGUUGGUACGCAGCCCUGGCUCAGUAAAUGGGAAACAAACAAAGUUGCUUGGACCGAGCCACACAGCACUAUUCCAGCCGUGAUUUGUGUGUCAGUGAAAGAAGGCAUGAAGACAUCAUCCUAGUCAUCAGUCAUGGCCGAUAAAAGGAAACUUCAAGGUGAAAUAGAUCGAUGUCUGAAAAAAGUAGCGGAGGGAGUGGAACAGUUUGAAGACAUUUGGCAAAAACUCCACAAUGCAGCCAACGCGAACCAGAAGGAGAAAUAUGAAGCAGACCUCAAAAAAGAGAUUAAAAAGCUACAGCGUCUUCGAGACCAGAUCAAGACGUGGGUGGCAUCCAACGAGAUCAAAGACAAAAGGCAGCUAGUAGAGAACCGCAAACUCAUAGAAACGCAAAUGGAGCGGUUCAAAAUAGUGGAAAGAGAAACGAAGACGAAAGCGUACUCAAAAGAAGGGUUGGGUCUGGCCCAAAAGGUGGACCCGGCCCAGAAAGAGAAGGAGGAGGUCGGCACGUGGCUAACGAAUACGAUAGACACGUUGAACAUGCAGGUGGACCAGUUUGAGAGCGAAGUGGAGUCUCUUUCAGUCCAGACGAGAAAAAAGAAAGGAGACAAGGAGAAGCAGGACCGGAUUGAGGAGCUGAAGAAGUUCAUUGAGAAGCAUCGGCACCACAUCCGGAUGCUGGAGACCAUACUGAGGAUGCUGGACAACGACUCAGUGCAGGUGGACUCGGUCAGGAAGAUCAAGGAUGAUGUGGAGUAUUAUCUCGACUCGUCACAGGAUCCAGACUUUGAGGAGAAUGAGUUUCUAUAUGACGACCUGGACCUGGAAGACCUCCCUCAGACGCUGGUCGCCACCUCCCCACCGGGACACUCGCACUUGGACGACGAGAUCUUCCAGCACUCCAGCAGCACACCCACCUCCACCACCUCAUCUUCACCCAUCCCGCCGUCACCUGCCACUUGCACUACGGAGAACUCAGAAGAUGACAAGAAGAGGGGACGUUCAACAGACAGUGAAGUUAGUCAGUCACCUGUGAAAAACGGAAACCCUUCUUCCUCGUUAUCCUCUUCCUCCUCCUCCUCUUCCUCCUCCUCUUCCUCCUCCUCCUCCUCCUCCUCCUCUUCUUCUUCCGGUUCGGGACUGACCUCAUCCUCACUGGUCUCGAUGGUGACCAUCGCUGGGGGAGGAAGCAGUGGCUCUGGGGGCAACAGUCAUCACAACAACUCGGGGGGUCUCCUCUCCAACACUUCUGCUGGCAGCUACAGCAACGCCACCCAGCAGCAGCCGCAGCCGCACCCGUCAGCACAGCAACAACAGGCCAAAAACUUAGUGAGCUCCUCCUCCUCGGCUCCUAUCGCCAUUCCCAGCACCUCCACCAACAGCCACCUGGCCUCCUCGGCCCCUUCUCCCCCCAACGCCAGCACACAGGGGCUCUUCACUUCAAACACCCAGUCCCAGGUUCUGUCAGGGCCCCCGCCAACCUCCAACAGCCUUGGCCUCAGCCUGGGCCUCUCUCUGGGGAAAGGCGGCAUGUCCGGCUCCAUCACCACCAGCCCGAUGUCCGGGAGCCUGGGCCUUUCAGGGAUGCCGGCAUCCCUGAGUACCAUGGCAGGCCUCCUGUCCAGCUCCACCCCGGCACCCUAUGCUCAGGCAGCUGCCUCAGGCGCGGUCGGCUCCGGCCUACCGGGCUCCCUGGGCGGCGUUAGCUCAACGACGACCAACAGCGCACUGGGCUCCAUCGGCAGUGGAAGCAUCACAGUCGGCGGGCCGACAUCCUCAACAGGAGGUCUGCUGGGCUCAGCGCCGGUGGUGACCAGCAUCGGCUCUGGGAUUCUGGGUUUGGGCUCUGGUCAGUCGGGGGUGCAGGGGUCUUCCCUGGUGUCACUGAGCCCAGUAGGAGGUUUAGCGCCAGGUAGCGGAGUAGGAGUCAUCGGGAGCAACAUCGGCAGCUCGGGAUCAGCAGGGAGCGGCGUGGUGGGAGGAAACUCGUCGCUCUCCGUCAGGCCACCAAGCCGCCAGAAGCAGAAUGGUAGCUCUAGUUACAGUGCUGUGGUAGCAGACAGCACAACAGACUCCGCCCUCAACAGUGCCAGCCAAUCACAAAGCAGCCAACCAUCGUCUUUGACCUCCACAGCCAAUCAGCCUAAGGACACUGGUCCCAGUUUACUGGGCUCUUUGAGUUUGUCGUCCAGCUCCCCAUCGCCGGCCUUCUACAGCGAGGCCAAAAUGGUGAGCGGCGGCAGCCUGCUGAACGGGCCGCUGUCCUACUCGCAGUCCUCCGACGUCAUCAAGCCCCAGGAGCCUCUGAGCAGCCUGAAGUCCAUGGCCGAGCGAGCAGCACUCAGCUCAGGGAUGGAGGGAGACGUGCCCUCCCUGCACCUCACCCCAGACAUCUUCCCCAGUAGCACUACGGCCCCCUCGGGCCCCCCGACAGCACCUCAGCCCUCGCUGUCAGAGGUCAGCAUCCCCCCCUCAUUGGGGGUCUGCCCGCUGGGGCCGGUUCCCGUGUCCAAAGACCAGCUCUACCAACAGGCCAUGGAGGAGGCGGCGUGGACGCACAUGCCCCACCCGUCUGACUCGGAGAGGAUCAGGCAGUACCUGAUGAGGAACCCGUGCCCCACCCUGCCUUUCCACCACCAGAUGCCACCACCCCACUCCGACACUGUAGAGUUUUACCAGAGGCUUUCCACAGAAACCCUCUUCUUCAUCUUUUACUACCUGGAGGGCACUAAGGCCCAGUAUCUGGCAGCCAAGGCCCUGAAGAAGCAGUCAUGGAGGUUCCACACAAAGUACAUGAUGUGGUUUCAGAGGCACGAAGAACCCAAAACCAUUACUGAUGAGUUUGAGCAGGGAACGUACAUUUACUUUGACUAUGAGAAAUGGGGCCAGCGGAAGAAGGAAGGCUUCACGUUUGAGUACCGGUACCUGGAAGACCGAGACCUCCAGUGACCUGCAGCAAGAAAGAUCGACAGACAGACGAACGGACGGCUGAAGAAGUGAGGGAGGGACAGACGGAUGGAGAACAAACAAAUGAAGAAGGGUGAUCCACCUGCUGACAUUCCUGGAUCUCAUCUCAGCUCGUUGGGGAAAGUAGAUGUUCAGGCUGGAGGGGGGGGUGAGCGGGUUUGCAAACACCCUCCCGCCCUCUGACCCUUCAACCCCGCCUCAUCAUCUUCACCUCUGCAGUGAUUACUCCUCCCACUCUGUCAUCCCCCCUCCUCCUCCUCCUCCUCCACUCCACCCCUCCAUAAUCAGGCCUUUUAUUUCCAUCUUUUCCUGAACUGGAACUCUCUUUAAAACAACAAGACUUUGAUUUGUUUUGGCAGAUAAGACACAAAAAUCACACUUAAUAUUCAGACUAUCAUGUGCUUUUCCCCUCUGUGUUAUCCUGUUAUGUUGGCUUUAAAAACUUUUGCUUAUAUUAGCUCCUCAAGAACCAAAGAUAAUUGGUUAACCAUACAGUACAGGCUCUGUCCCCUUUCUAAACAGGAAAACCCUAAAGAGGUAGCAAAAGUAGAAGCCUCCACCCACAACCACACACUCUAAAUGCCCUGCGUCAGUGUUACAACAUCUCCCUAAUUUGUGGUAUGGAGCAGUGACGCAGCAGCAGGGCAGGACGUUUUGUAAAUCCAGCGAGAAGCCAAGAACUGACUCGGGAACUUAACGACCCGUAACCUGGAGCCUACCAUAACCUGAACCUGUAAGAACCCCUAAGGUCUAGGGUUCAGGUUCUGCUUUGUUUUUCACUGUGUUUUACAAACCAGUAAAGUUUUGGAUAUACUGUACGUCACUGAAAAGUCGAUACCACGGAUAUCUGCAUUUUAUAAUUUUUUCAGCAGUGGAACAGACGGAGAAUGGAAAAUGUGGUGCUAAUAUUAACUUUCUUUUUGCAUGUGAGGACUUUUAAAAGUCUUUAUCAUUUAAUUAACAGAAGAGCCCCACCUGCAUUAGGGUGAGUUCGAUAGAGACCGGCUCCAGUCCAGAUAACAAAUACAUAACGAGGCAGCAGAACACGUCAGAUAUUCUCGAUCAGAAUAUCGCCUGCACUUCCCUGCAGUCUGAACACGUGUCCCCUGUUAUUAAUUGUAGUGUUUGCCGUGUUGCAAACCGGCUGUUGCAUUCCUUCCCCUUGAGAGUACCUGGACUUCAAUUUAGUACCAGAAAUUUAGGUUUGGUUCAAAGCGGUGGGAGCACAAUGGAAACAAAAGCCGAGCCUGUGACAAUGGUUGCACCGUAAGUUACGGGUCGUUAACUUCUUGUAGUGGAAAAGGCCAAAGUGUUUAUGAGGAGUUUGACCUCUAAACAAAUCAUCGUAACAUGAUUAAUCUUUGCUCUGACGUCCCUGUUUGCCGGUUAAUAUGAACUCAUCUGCCAGGAAACAGUAGCUAAAUAAUGUUGUUCUGCUCUGCUGCUGCCACAACAAGGACUUGUUGAGCUUCAUCGCCUCAACACGACUGAGCCUUACAAACUGCCCCUUCGACCAGUAAACCUGCCUCUGGUGUGCAGAGGCUCUGCCUUGACCUAACCUGACUGCCGUAGACUUAACACCAACCCGUCUGUUACACCAGGGUGGAGAAUAAACACAACCACCAGCCAAAUGUGGGUAAAUGUUGGUCGUAGGUGGCACCACAGGCCUCUCUCGCACUUAACUGUCUUUCAGAGGUCCUGUUGUUGUAUUCUUGUGAAGUGGUAAAAGUGGCUGGUUCAUUUUGUGAAUCCACCAGCCUGUCUAAAAAUAUCCUGCCCUGCCUACUCCCAUCUAGCCACGGUGGAGGAGUGUGACAACACAGCCAGCGAGGUGUUGGUAGUAACUGUCUUUUACCUGGUGGGCAGUGUUAUAUCACAGUUUGGUUUGGAAACACUUUUAGAGGAAAGGGUUUUAUACUUGGGAAAAUUAUAAUAUAUAUAUAUAUAUAUAUAUAUAUAUAUAUAUAUAUAUAUAUAUAUAUAUCAGAGUUUAAGAUAAAAUUCUGCGUUUGGCCCUCAAGCUUUCACAAGCGUCUGUAGCUCAGUGGUUCACCUUGUUUCUUAAAGGGUCAGUUCACCCAAAUUACAUUUAAAAAAAAAAAAAAAAAACAUUUUCCUCAUCUUUCUCUAGUGAUAUCUAGUCAUACAUAUAGUUUUGGUUUUAUUUGCCCGUGUUUCGAGGUAUUUCUAAGAUUUCAAACUGAAUUCCAUUAACCUCUGUACUGAGGUGGCUGCAGAAAUUUCAGUCGCAGAUAUUCAGAGAGUUCCCUAAACACUAGCUACCAGCAAAAUAGCCAGCAAACAUACAACUGUGUGGAUGGAUAAUUUUAUAUCCAGAUGUCCACAGAUGUUUGUAGUUCGGGUUGAAAAAGUCUAAACAGAGUGUUGAAAUUCAGCCUGAUUCUUGAAGUAGUCAGAGGCAACCGAUUCAGGGGUUUAAUCCGCACAGUGCCUAGCUGUACCUCAACUUUUUUUUUUUUUUUUUUUUUUUUACACUGCUUCAGUGUUGUGGAGGAGGGCUACUCUCUUGAGGAAUGUUAGCUUUAUUUGCAUUGCCUCGUUUCCAUAAUAUACAUAUUUAAAGCAAUAUUUUGGGAAAUAUGAUUAAUCGCUUUCUUGCCAAGUGAAGUAGAUGAGAAGAUCAAUACCACUCCUAUAUCUGCAUGUUCAUGAUGAAGCUCCAGCCAGCAGCCCGUUAGCUUAGCUUAAAGAGUGGAAACGGAGAGAAAACAGCUAGCCUGGCUCUAUCCGAAGGUAACGAAAUUAGCUUCACAAAUGAACACGUUAUAUAUCGUUUGUUUAAUACAAAAACUAAAUUGUAAAAACAACGACUUGAGGUUUUACGGGGGGGUUAUGUGCCUGGCUAUUUCUUGGUUGGGAGCAGUAACUUGCUGGUUGCCUGUUAACCUCCCGGCCUAAAAAUUGUCCCACACGUAACUUCCUGUAAAACCACAAAUCGUUGUUUUUACUGUUUGGCUUUUAAACAAACGCGAUUUCCCCCGUUUCCAGUCUUUGUGCUAAGCUAAGCUAGCCAGCUGCUGGCUGUAGCUGGACAGACGUCAGAGUGCUAUCAAUCUUUUCACCUAACUCUCUAAAGACAUUUCCCAAGAUGUUAAACUGUUCCUCAAAGGUUUUGUUAAUUAUUUGGUAAAAAUAAUAUCUCCAGCUUGUCAUGCUGCUGUAGACAUGCCUUUGCUAGCUACUGAAAAUCACCUUGUAUCUUAACCCUGGACAAAUAAAAGCAGAACUAUCUGCAUGACUAGAUACCACUAGAAGGAAGUGAGAAAAUGUGUUUUUUGUGAACUGAUAGAUUAACACACAAAGCUCCAGCAGUGAUCGUUGUGAGCGUCGUGGGUGUUGGAUGCUACCAGCAGCUGGAUGGAAAGUUUGUUAGUCUCCCACCAGCCUUCAUCUCUCCCUCUCCCUCUCCCUCCUCCUCCUCUUCUCUCUGUGCUGAAGAGCACAAACUGAGCAACACCAGCACUGCUGCCCACACCUCUGUCCUCCAGCUCUCUGCUCCAUGUUUACACACUGACGGGUUCGAAUGAGCCGACUGGGCUCACAAUAAACACACUCACACUGCCCAGUUCCUACUACCAACAAGUCAUGGUUUUUGUUUUUCCAGCACCCUGCAUCCUGAUCUCUGCUGCCAACACACAGCAGCCUGUUUUUUCCUUCUUUUGUUAGUUUUUUUUAUAACCAAAACACUUGGAUUUUCUGUUUCCCUCUCUCUCUCAGCCGGCCAGCUCCCCCCUCCUCCCCUCUUCUGUUCAUGCCAGGUAGAUAUUUCCUUUAUUUCUCAGGAAGUAUUUGAUAGAUCAUUUUAUGAGGAAAUGUAUCCGCCAGCAGCUCCCUUCGCCACAGCACAACAACUAAAUAAUCUUCCCUGACAGAUUCGUAUGAAAAUAGUAAUUUUUAUCAGUCAUUUGGGAAUGUCACGAGCAUUUUUCCCUCUUUACCUGCCAGUGGCUAUUUCCAUUACACAAAAGCCUUUAUAAAAUAAGAAUAUUAUCCUCCAAUGUUUGGAGCAGCGCCUGGAAGAGAGACCAUCUUUAUAUUUUCUAUUUGUUGGAUUAAUUGUAGUAGGUUGUAUAUUAUUUUUCAGAGAUGGGAAAAGCAUUUAAAAACCCAGAGGAGAACGAGGACCCCUGUUCUCAGGAGUGUCGGGUGUUUUUAUAGCCAAACAGACCGACCGACUGACUGACGGACCGACAGACAACUCUACACUUAUUCACUUGACUGACAGUUCUGCUUUUAACCUUUUUGUUUACUUUCUUUGACAAGAGGAAGGGAUGAGAGGUCAAUCCGAGAGCCGAAAUGUGAAUCUCUCUCUGCCCCUUGACAAAAGUGUUGUAUAGACUCUCAUUCUUCAAACCUCUCCUUUGUUUUUUGUUUAUUUGUUGUUGUUGUCGUCUUCAGACAGCAUGGAAUAAUGACACUUGCAAAGUGGCGCUGAAAAAGUAAAUAAUGACAUAACCAUGAAUAAAGGAUUGUAAAAUAUUAAUAAAAGAAUUACUUUUCAGAAAA